AUGGUGAAUUAUCAGUUUCUUUUAAUUUUAUUCUUACAAUAUGAUUUGACCAAACAAAGAAAUCUUUCACCAGAAAUAGGUGGAAGUUGGGAACCUGUAGUACCGGAACGUGGUGGUGGUGCUGAUGGGAAGAUUUUAGGUAUGCAGACAGUUCAUACAAUACUUCUACCGUCAGGAAAAGUUUUACUGGUUAGUGGUAGUAGUUGGCGUAAUUUGGCUUCCGCACAAUAUUAUCCAUUAUUUGAAGAUCCAAAGCCUGGUCCUGGCCUAUGGAAUCAAGAUGAAGAUCCAUUUGAGAAAAGUAAGCUCAACAGUUAUUAUGAACUGAUCAAUAAUGCUGCCAUAUAUGAUCCACAAGCCAAUACAUUCUAUCGUAUACCUCAUCCAAUACCUGUCGAUGAUCCUGACUCAUCUGAUAAAAAUCAUUUCGCUCCCAAUGACCUUUUUUGCACAGGACAUCAGCAUUUACCAAAUGGAAACGUACUGUUUGUCGGUGGUACGCAAUAUUAUUAUCCAUUCGAUACAGGUCAUCGUUCUACUUUUAUAUUUGAUUGGCAAAAAGAAUUAAAUAUUUCAUGGAAUUAUGUCGAUUGGCGGCAGAUACCCGAAAAUAACAAUAAUCCAUGGUCAUUUGCCGGCUUUAUGAAACGAGGACGGUGGUACGCUAGUAUUUUACCACUGUUAGAUGGUCGAAUGAUGGUCUUUGGUGGUUUUGUUGGCUUUGAUGUGGGAUUUCCAGAUAUGUACGCAUUCGAAAUGAACACUUUUGUAGAAUUCUUCGAUCCGAAAACAUCAAAGUGGUCUGCAGUCGAUGUUAAAUCCUUACCAAACGGACCCUUUACGACACUUAUUAAUCCUACGUUUAAACCUACGAAAGGAUGGAAAUGUGAUGAUCGAUGUAUCGAAGAUAAUAAAUAUGAUGCAUUUAAAUUAUAUCCACAAAAUUACUUAUUUCCAGAUGGACGCAUCUUUUUGACACGUGAAGGUGACUUUACAAGCGCAAGGACAAUGGAUGGUGCCUUUAUUCGCAAUACAACUCAUACUUAUUGGAUUGGAUUGCAAGAAAAAGAAGAUAUUUCAUUUUCACGUGGACCAGAUCGUCUUACCAAUGUUACUUCUUACGGCACAACCUGUCUUGAUCCUAAUACUGGUCUUAUUGACUUGUUCGGAGGUCAACUUUCAUGCUCCGGAGUAAAACUAUACAAUGAUUCUCGUCCUGAUAAUUAUUUCGGUGGUUGUCGUGGAAGUCGUAAACUUGAACAGUUUAUUUACUCAAAAUAUGAACCUAACGGUGGUCAUUGGACUUUAGAUGAUAACUUUCUUAGUACGAAUAUAGAAGAUGAUCGUUCAAAUCAUUAUGCUCUUAUUCUUCCUACUUCUCAACUUCUCAUCAUGGGUGGUAGCAAUUAUGACUUCUUUGGUUCUACUCGUUAUCCAUUAUUACUUACUCCGUACUUCGAUGAAGAAACAAAUCAAUUUCUUGGCUAUCAAAAAGAACGUAUGAACGAACAUCUGGAAGCUCGUCUUUAUCAUACUGCUGCCCUACUACUACCUGAUGGUCGAAUAUGGUUAUCAGGUGGAAAUACUGGUCGAGCAGCGAUACAUAAACGAACAAAGCCAUUUUCAUCAUUUAAUACUUCUAGUGGAACACAACCAUUGCCUGAUUUAAGUCUCAUCGAUCUUGAUUACUAUUUUACAACAGACGAUCUCAUUUUAGGACGAGCUUCAAGAGCAUCAUCCAUUCCGCCGACAGAAAUGUGGAUAGCUGAAAUAUUUAGUCCACCUUAUUUGUUUAUUGAUGGUAAACGUCGUGCUGAAAUUCUGUCACUUUCUACAUUGAAACCGAAUGAUUCAUUUCGAAAAAUUAUUGGAAAUCAAGUCUUCUAUUUACUUCGUAGUAAUCAAUAUUAUAUUGUAGAAUUAUCCAACUUACCACAACAUUGUUCUGGUAAACGCAAUGCUACUCUUGUUUUGAUUAAGAUGCCAUGGGCUACUCAUGGGUGGGACGGUGGACAACGUUUAUUCAAUUUAGAAUAUAUUCAAUUGGGUGUUAAAGAACAAAUCUUAUUCUUUAUGACCGAUGCACGCACAGCAAAUUUGCCUCCUGCUUACUAUAUGCUGUUUUACGUGGAUUGCAUGGGAAAACCGUCAAAAGCUCAAAUGAUUAGAUUCGAUGAUAGUGCACAAGAACUUUAA
Molecule: messenger RNA, 2196 nt
Organism: Adineta steineri
Lineage: Eukaryota; Metazoa; Rotifera; Eurotatoria; Adinetida; Adinetidae
Source: the annotation of a GenBank genome assembly